Molecule: messenger RNA, 770 nt
Organism: Phlebotomus papatasi
Lineage: Eukaryota; Metazoa; Arthropoda; Insecta; Diptera; Psychodidae
Product: chorion protein S38-like
Exons: 2
Coding region: 66-650 (194 amino acids)
Source: RefSeq, a predicted model, not a curated record
AAAGCAUCAGUUCACAAGUUUUCACACUAAGAACAACUUGAAGUCAAGUUAAUUAAUUCCCGAAGAUGAAUACCUUCCAUAUUCUUUUGGCUGUGGCUUUCAUUCAGGUGGCAUCUGCUGGAUUUCCUGACUACUGGAGUCACGAUGGUCUCGGCACUGAUAUUACCGAAAUCAAUCAUGAGGAUCUAGUGAAAGAGUCAGUAGAUUUACCACAUACUCCUCCUUGUGCUCAACAUAAACAGGAGCCACAAAAGCAGGAGGUCGUUUACGAGAAGCCCCUGGUUGCUGAGCACACACCCUACAGGGAACAGCAGAAGGUUUAUCUUCACCGUCAACCCCCAAUUGUCGUCCGUCCUCCUCCAUCCAAGAUCUUGGUGAACCAUCCACCAGUUGUUGUGAAACAGCCUCCCGUUAUUCUGCACCACCACAGUCGCUCUCCAGUCAUUGUCAAGCCAGUGAUCAUCCGUGAGAAGGAAGUCGCCACCAAGCCUGUUCUCUUCAAGGUGGCCCAGCCCAAAGGAAAGGUGUGGGUGUCCAAAUGCCAGAAGCCUGAGGUCCAUGUCUCACACACCUGCAACGAAGGAUGCAAUCACGGAUUCCACAAUUACCCAGUCCACCACAGUGCUCCUCACACUGAUCUGGAUUUCUAAGGAAUCACUUGCACUUACACCAUAGACUCAAUGGAUGAGACCUGACGAACAAACCUUAUUUAUAACGAUCAAUUUGUUUGAGAAAACCACAAAUAAAAUUGUUCUACUUUUGCAUCACAA